CGGAAACCCCGGGCCAAGACGUUUCGUUUCUUCUUCCCGUCUUUGCUCAGUGAUUUGGGUCCAAGGGCGUCGACGGGCGUUUCACUCCGCCUCCCUCAUAAUCCACUCGGGAACUCCCCUUGGAAAUCAACUCUCUUCAGACAGUCGAUCAAGAACCCGGGCACCGCAUUUGCACCCAGUAUCUUGCCGGACUUGCUCGUCGGAUCGUGGUAUUGGAUCUUGCUUAGGCGCUUCUUCGUUCCGAGGCACACAGAGCCCGAUCUUUUUUUUUACUGCGCAACUGCGUAGAAGACCACAAGGGAUUGAUUACGAGGUGAUCCACUGGACGUGUAACUUCCCGCUUUCUCCUCUUUGCACCUUGGUCUUCCCGUCCGUCUGUCACUGUGGUUCGAACCAGCUCCCUGGACUCGAGUUUUAACAAACCAUCCUCCCUAGAAAGCCUAGCUCAACCACCCCACCUGGUCUUCAUAACGGGCCCAGCCAAUCACCAGACAAGCAUCAAACCACCACUGCUCCCUGCCUGCCUUCCGCUAGCUCCAAGUGCGAAAAGAAAAGAAACAGCGGGACCCUGGAGCCAAACCCACUGCUCUGGAAACGAGCAGGGACACCAAGGAAGACCAGCAUCACACGCCGUCCUUCUGCUGCCGCGGGGAUUUGGUUCUAGCUUCGCUUGUUUCGAGUCCGACUACUGAAGCACACCCUCGUCCAUCGCCUUGAAUACCCCUUCACAUCUUUACCGCCUCUGGGGCCCUCACUUCAUUCUACCUCUUCAUAUAACCGUUUGCCCACCACCUCCUGCACAUUUUUUAGCACUCUUUCCCCUCCCCACCUACCGGCUCUCUUCCUCCAUCGCCCAAAGGCAAGUCAACCGGUGGGCUCACAACGCCAUACGACAUUCAAGAUCAACACGUCUCAGGUCCUUCGUAUUGCCAGCCUACCUGCCAUCAACAUGUCUACCAAACCAAUCCUCAAGCUGUCGACUCCGGUCACAGCCAACUUCCCCAAUAUCCCCCGACCAACAGACGAGCUCCGCUCCGCUGUGACACUUCCCUCGGCUCUUUCAGAUCGUACUCCUCUGUCUGCCAUCUCGCGAACAUCAGCCUUUCGUGACCCUCUAUCGGCACUUCCUUCAGCAGGCCUUCCUUCUGCUGGGCCAUUCAGCGCAACUCUCAAGGUGGAUCAUGAUCUUCAAAAGACACCCAUUACACCACCAGUCGCAUACCUCGAUUUUCUUAAGUGCAUGCAACUCGUUUCUCCUAGUCUAGCCUCGCCACCGCAAACAGGAAAGGUGUCCCUGCACCGGACGAGCACCGCUAGCAGCCUCAGCACCAGCAGUACUAAUAGCCAUGAAUCGGAGUCUUCGGUUGACUCCGCCACUACGGACGACUCUGAGAAGGAGAAAGAAGGACAAAUUGAGAGCGCGCCAUCAACGGCUCGCACAGACGUGAGCUCCGAGCCCGAAAUCAAGGUCGAGGCCGAAGAGAAGGAGGACAAAAAGGUGGACGAGAAAGAGGACAAGAAGGAAGACGAGGAGAACGUCGACAACGGGAAGGAAGACAAAUCCAGACCAGCACCUAUCACCAUCUCUCAACCUCCGACUCCCCAAAGCUCGCUCUAUCCGAUGUCAGCUCCAGCCACCGGCGCCGCGGUAUUCCCAAGCACCAAGAUUCCUGCAUCACCCGCCAUCUCUACUUCCGCACUCUACUCGCCACGAACACCCCUCAGUGCAGCAUCUGUCCGCUCGCCUUUCGAUUGGGAGACGGCGCUAAAGCUGCGGCGAUUUGCCGAAGUUUCUAGCCUCAAGCGCUCUGCGCCAUCUGAUGCUCCUGCUGUCAGCACCCCCACGUCUGUUCCCGUCGCAAAGGAAUCACGAUCCAGCAUACGCCACAUCCGUGAAGUGGUUACAAGAACAGUAACCUACACACCACGAAUGGCGCCCGCACCCAAGGGAAAGCGAAGAAAGAUUGACGCCGACACAGCCAUCAAGUCAUGAAAACAGCUAAAUUAUCUACGGUGCUGGUCAUCGCCGCCAACCUGAUCACCACCACAAUAUCGUUGCAGAGCAGCCUGCCUGGAGCGGUGCAAUAACUGAGAUCCUCACAACCCAUUAAUCGUCAAAUCGACAACGCUUAGAGGGGUCAGGAAGAGGAAUCAAAAAAGAAGAGGGGAUGCAGCUUGCCCAAAGCUACGGAUUGUCAUUUACGAAUGGUGCACAUAUCAACGGAGUCAAACGGAGUUUAUCGGCGUUGCUGGCGGCGUCCACCACCAUGGGAGUUGGGUUGUAUUUUGCGGUCCGAACGGUCAGGUUGGAACUUGAACCACGAUACCACAGGAGGAGUCUUGGCUUGGCUUUGUGUCAGCGAAUUUUUUUUAGAGGGAAUCUAUGGAGCAUAGGGAAGGGGAUACUUGAAAUUUGCUGGAGGAUGAAGAGAGUUACAGGAUAGGGUCUAAUCAUGGCCAUUUUCGGUGGUUUUGGAUCCAGCCCAAAACUCAUUCUGCAUAGUCACUACAAUAGGAAUCCUCGGGCGACACAAGUCGUCGGGUCUUCAACACAAGAAUAUUCUCUCCCCAUGUUUGAUCAGCAUAUCCUUCGAAGAUCCGUUUGCUUCCUCACUGUUUGUUGUCGGCUUGCUACCCCGCAAACAGGAAGAAAUGGCCGCCUUGAUGGCCGGCCGGAGUACACAAGUCAGGAUCUUGGAGGCCUGUAGAAGGUACGUACUAUACUGGGCGAUGAAACACCACAAAAAAAGAAAUCAAAUUUCCAAUGCCCGGUUAUCCC
Messenger RNA from Neurospora crassa OR74A, 2779 nucleotides. RefSeq lists its product as hypothetical. The coding region runs from base 950 to 1993 and encodes 347 amino acids. The transcript has 2 exons. Lineage: Eukaryota; Fungi; Ascomycota; Sordariomycetes; Sordariales; Sordariaceae. The record is from RefSeq and is a predicted model, not a curated record.